Molecule: messenger RNA, 2065 nt
Organism: Lycium ferocissimum
Lineage: Eukaryota; Viridiplantae; Streptophyta; Magnoliopsida; Solanales; Solanaceae
Product: laccase-12-like
Exons: 6
Coding region: 67-1803 (578 amino acids)
Biological process (GO): lignin catabolic process
Cellular component (GO): apoplast
Molecular function (GO): hydroquinone:oxygen oxidoreductase activity; copper ion binding
Source: RefSeq, a predicted model, not a curated record
UUUUCACAAACACAAACUACCAUUACUUGACAAAGUUCAAGUAAAAGGGGAAAAAAAAAAAAUCCAAUGGAGGCCUUCAACAUGAGCAUUUCCAACCCUUUGCGCUCUUUGUUAUUCUAUGGCAUUUUUCUUCUCUUUGCAAAUGCUGCGUCUUUAGCAAAAGCCAAAGUUCACUACCACGACUUUGUUAUUCAAGCAACACCAGUGAAGAGGCUGUGCAAUACGCACAACACCAUAACUGUGAACGGGCAAUUCCCCGGACCAACUUUGGAAGUGAACAAUGGAGAUACUCUAGUGAUCAAGGUUGUCAAUAGGGCUCAGUAUAAUGUCACCAUUCAUUGGCAUGGGGUGAGGCAAAUGAGAACAGCAUGGGCGGAUGGACCAGAAUUUAUCACUCAGUGUCCAAUUAGACCAGGAGGGAGUUACACUUAUCGGUUUACAAUUCAAGGACAAGAAGGGACACUUUGGUGGCACGCACACAGCUCAUGGCUAAGGGCCACUGUUUAUGGAGCCCUAGUUAUUCACCCUAAAGAAGGAACGUCCUACCCAUUCCCUAAGCCCAAAAGAGAAACACCUAUUCUGCUUGGUGAGUGGUGGGAUGCAAACCCCAUUGACGUUAUUAGACAAGCUACACGAACAGGAGGAGCGCCUAAUAUAUCGGAUGCUUACACCAUCAAUGGUCAACCAGGUGAUCUUUACAACUGUUCUAGUCAAGAUACUACCAUAGUACAUGUGGACUCGGGUGAGACGAACCUCCUUAGAGUCAUAAACGCUGCACUCAACCAACAACUUUUCUUCUCAGUGGCCAACCACAAGCUCACUGUUGUUGGAGCAGAUGCAUCUUAUGUCAAACCUUUCACCACAUCAGUCCUUAUGUUAGGACCAGGACAAACUACUGAUGUCCUCAUCACUGCUAAUCAACCACCAGCCCGAUACUACAUGGCUGCGCGUGCCUAUGCAAGUGGACAAGGAGCACCCUUUGACAACACUACAACCACAGCCAUUUUAGAGUAUAAGGCUGCUCCUUGCCCUGCUAAGGGUGUCAAGAUCAAUCCCACUUUACCAUCUCUGCCAGCAUUUAACGAUACUACCACCGCCACUGCCUUCACAAGCAGUUUCAGGAGUGCAAAAAAGGUCGAAGUACCAACCGAUAUCGACGAAAACCUACUCUUUACAGUUGGAUUGGGACUCAACAAUUGCCCUGCAGGGGCAAGCUCUAGUAGCUGUCAAGGUCCAAAUGGAACUCGAUUUACUGCAAGUAUGAACAAUGUGUCAUUUGUGCUACCAUCCAAUUUCUCCUUGCUUCAGGCACAUCACCAGGGCAUACCUGGAGUUUUCUCAACCGAUUUCCCAGCAGUCCCACCGGUUAAAUUCGAUUACACCGGUAAUGUGAGCAGGUCACUCUGGCAACCUAUUUCGGCGACUAAAUUAUACAAGUUGAAAUAUGGUUCGAGAGUGCAGCUUGUGUUACAGGGGACUAGUAUCCAGACCGCUGAGAACCACCCAAUUCAUCUUCACGGAUAUGAUUUUUACAUCCUUGCUGAGGGCUUUGGAAACUUCAAUCCACAAACCGAUACUGCUAAAUUCAACCUUGUUGAUCCACCUCUUCGUAAUACAGCAAGUGUACCAGUCAAAGGAUGGUCAGUCAUCCGAUUUGUAGCUGAUAAUCCAGGAGUUUGGAUUAUGCACUGUCACUUGGAUGUGCACAUUACUUGGGGUUUGGCCAUGGCCUUCCUUGUGGAAAAUGGAGUUACUGAAUUGGAAGCAUUGGAGGAGCCUCCGGUUGAUCUUCCUGUCUGCUAACUGCUGCAAAACUCACCAUAGAACAAAGUCCACAGCACUACAGAAAUCAUUUUUAAUAUUUUUAGUCCAUGUCAAUUGUUGUUAUACCCCCAUUUGGGGUAGUUUCUUUUUAUUUUUUGUUCGAUUAGUAGUUCCUUUUUUGAUACUCUUAUAUGAUUUGGGUCAAGAUGGUGCCAACACUUGCAAGUAAAGGCAUCAUCUAUUUUAAAAUAUUGUAUUCUUUCUAAGUGCAACAAAUAGAGAUGAAUUGAUUUCUGAAUAA